Colletotrichum acutatum is the source of this 1498-nucleotide messenger RNA. RefSeq lists its product as uncharacterized. The transcript has 2 exons. NCBI's taxonomy places the organism in Eukaryota, Fungi, Ascomycota, Sordariomycetes, Glomerellales, Glomerellaceae. Bases 171 to 1166 code for a protein of 331 amino acids. Gene Ontology annotation, molecular function: acyltransferase activity, transferring groups other than amino-acyl groups. The record is from RefSeq and is a predicted model, not a curated record.
CAACCAUCAUCGCCACUCACUCCCAAAUCUCACAUACCUACCUUACCACUCAACUUUCACCCACCUCACUCUAAGCUUUUAAUCGACUUACACCAAACUCACCGAAACCUCACACAGCCUACACCACAUCAACCAAGCCUCAUAAACCCACAAACCCAAACCCAUCAACAAUGACAACCCUCACAAUCUCCCCCCCCCCCCCAACACCUUCCGAAACCCCUCAAAUCGCCUCCAUCCACAUCUCAUCAAUGUCCUCAAACCCCUUACUCCCGCUGCAAUUCCCCACGCCCGCCUCCCUCGCCGACCUCCACGACCGCCUCGCGAACGAUGCCCUGCAUCAUCUCCAUGACCAUGACACGCCGCGGAUCCUCGUGGCUCGCGUCGGCUCCGACGACAUGGUGGGCGAUGAUGCUACCGGCACCGACAACAGCACCACUGACAACGAAAUCAACGACAACGGUGGACGCGGACGUGUCGUCUCCUUUGUAAAAUGGGACAUCGUCCGGAGUCGAGGUCAAGGUCAAGGUCGAAGUCAUGCCAUCAAAACCCCCACCGCAUCCGCAUCUGCCAGCGGCUCACGACGCUUAGAGCCGGCCAACAUGCUGCCAGCAACGGCGGCGGCGGCGGGGGGUGAGGUGGAUGAUGGGAGUAAAGAGGGGCCUCCUCGGAAUAAACAGCAACACCAUCCAAACUCCAAGGCGGAGGAGGCGGCGGCGGCGGCGGAGCAAGAGCAGGACAACGAAGAAAGCAAAGACGAAGAGGGGCCCGCUCCAGCGAACCGAGGAUACCUCACCGCCUACGCGACCGCCGCAUCAACAGCACGUCGGGAAGCCAUGGGCUCACGGCCUUUUCUCCAUUUGACGUUCCUGUGCACUGACUACCGCUUCCGAGGCCGCGGCGCGGGGAAAGCUUUGGUACAUGCCGCUACGGAGGCCGCCAGAGCUGAGGGGCUCCCGGUGUUCUUUGAAAGCACGACGGACGCCCUGCCGUUCUAUGAAAAGUUGAGUUUCGUAACGAUUGGAGGAUUUCACAUGAGUCUGCCAGGCGGGGCUCCGUCGACGGAUAGAGCGACGAUCUACGAGGAAACCCUCAUGCUUCUUGAGAAUACGCAAGACUCGUGCGAGACCAGUAAGUACCACUGGUUUUGUGCGCCUUCACCGCGAUGAUCUGACGAGUGCACCCGGUACAAAGACCGGAUAAAUCCACGAGAAACGAUAAAUGUCGAACCGGUAUGCUCUGAGUUGUAGGAAAGACGGCCCAACAUCCGUACCCAUGGUCAUUUGCAUCGGUUCGAGAUCGUCGGGCCGCGACCUUCUGACCUAUAAUGAUCAGCAAGUAUGCCAUCACAGUAUGAUGUCGGAAAGUGGAGGGCGGAAGGCGGGUAACACUCAAUAAACACCCAGAACCAUACCCUCCUCUGCAGUGGCCGGGCGAUACAGCUCUAGACAAUUCGAGGCAGCGCAGAGUCGGUCAACUAUGCCCAGCCUGCUUUCGUUGC